AAGUGGGAACUUGAUCUCUCUCCGCCCCUGGCUCCCCGCUCCUCAGUACAAAUCCGCAAGUAAAAGUCGUCCUAUUAAAGUCAAGCAUAUUCCAAAUCAAUCUGCAAAUGCCGCGUUGUACAUUCCGUUCCCAUAUCCAUAUCGCCGCGUUCUCUCACUGUAGUCUCGACUCUCUUUCACCCUUUCUCUCCCUCUGCUCUAACAGCUCUCUCGCUCUCCAUCCCAUAUUCCCAUCUGCAGCUAUUCUUAUCUAACCAUGCUUAUUGUUUCAGUGCUAUUUAUCGUUACUCUCUCCCUCUUUUCUUUUUCCAUUUUCACUGUCUCUAGAAAAUCCACUCACCCCAUACCAUCAAUCCUUCGUAAGAAACAAACCCAACAAUGUUCUUCUUUACACAAGAAUGACGAGGACAGAAAUAGAUGCUCCGACGAUAAAGCCCAGGUGGGAGGAAAGCGGGCAAUUGGAUCCGUCUCGACCGGGCUGACCCCUUCGAUUCUCCGUGGGCUAUUGCCUCCUGAUUCACCCAAAUGGGAUGAGCCGUUUAAAGAUGAGGGCCCGGAUAAUAAAAAUGGGUCUGUGCUCGACGGAGGCCGGGUUGGGGAUGAAGAUGAGGAAGAGGAGGAGGAGGAGGAGGAGGAGACAAAGAAGAAGAGGAAGAAACGGGCCAAGAAGAAGAGACCCGACCCUAGUAGUGCGUGUGGAGGAGCUGGGGAACACGACAGGAAGAAGGAUAACAAGAAAGAAGAGCUGGUUUGUUUGUAUCCAUUUACGACCUCGUCUAGCGCAGUUCAGAGGAAGCUCAAGCAAAACUAUGACCAGCUUGCCAAGUCCCAUGAAUCCAACGCCUUGACUCUUGCUCAGGUUGGGCAGUUUGUUAAUUGCUUGGUUGAGGCAAAGAAAGAGCUAAAACAUAGAUCAGAGGUCAUCCAACGUAAAUUUACGAUUACAAAGGCUUUACUGCUGAAGGCUGACAGGUCUUCAUUUGACCGCUUGCAUCAACAGAUUUACAAGCUAGAGUUAGAGCAAAGACGAUUGGAAGAGGAUGCUGUUGUAUAUAAUUGGCUCCAACAACAAUUGAAGGUCUCCUCAGCUUACAAGAAGCUACUUGAAAUUGGUGCCCGCAUGGAAGCGGAAGACAAACAUCGCGAGCAAGUGGAGAGAACAGAUGAUGAGUUUGCGGAUAUUUCAUUUGAAGAGUUAUUAGCGCAAGAAAAGAAAGAUGCUUUUUGGCAGAGGAAUGGCAAAAGUCGAUCCUGCUCAAUUUCAGGACAACGUUUUUGCUAACUACUUUAUCGUUUCACUUUUAACUAUGUGUAAUCCACUGCUGCAGGUGCCUUGCCUUUUAUGGGCUGUGAAAGAUCCAUCUGCCAAUCGAAGGGCCAUAAACAAGAACCUGUUCUAUAGCUCUUACACUUUUGUAUCAUUGACUUUGGAGUAGGAUGCCGGUGAGCCAAGCCGUUUGCGAGCAGUUAAACAUUCGACUCGAACUUGGUCGAGUUCGAGUUAGAACUACUCAUUUUAGGUCUCAAGUCAAGUUUGAGCUUCCUAAUGUGCUGCUUGAGUGUUUGACAAGCCUAAUUGAAUAGUUCUAUUAUUUAUGUAAUAUAUUUAUUUUAA
This is a messenger RNA of Coffea eugenioides, 1615 nucleotides long. RefSeq lists its product as uncharacterized. NCBI's taxonomy places the organism in Eukaryota, Viridiplantae, Streptophyta, Magnoliopsida, Gentianales, Rubiaceae. The record is from RefSeq and is a predicted model, not a curated record. Bases 257 to 1282 code for a protein of 341 amino acids. The transcript has 7 exons.